AUGAUUAAAAAUGCUAGUUAAAUUCUAUUAAAUUAAGACACCUCUUCAUUCUCAUACACAGACAUAAAUUAUUAGAAAAAUAAUUAGGGAAACAGCAAUGCAUAUUUGAAUAGUAGUAAAAAUAGUAGUGAGUAGACAUUUGAUAACUUAAAUAUUUAUUCUGCUGCCAAUGAAAUAUCAUUACAGAAAUCACAAAUGAGUGCGAGAUUACAUAAUAUUAGAUAGAAAAGCUUGGAUUUUUAAAUGUUUCAUCAGAAUAGCCCCUAGGUUGGUCUUUCUAUUAACAGCGAGAGACUUUCUUUUCAAAAUAAUACUUUAUAAUAUGGAUACUGCUCAAAGCAUCCCAAUAGAAAGGCUAAAUACUAUGUUAGUGAAGAUUCAACUAAUCUUUUUUGCUCAAAAUGUGCUCUUGGAAGUGCAUUAAAAGGUAAAAAAAUUGAAUAAGUGUUUGCUUCUGAAGAAAAGUUUCGAAAAGCAGAAACAGAUACUUUUAUGAAGAAUUUAAAACUAACACAAAACAUUCUAAAUUUAAGUGAUACAGAAAAUGAAAAGGGGAAAGAAAGAGUAAAAGAAUUUUAUGAAAUAUAGCUAAAGAAAAUAAACGAAGCAUUCAACCAUGUAGAAAGCAUGUUAGUAGAAGAAAGGAAUAAAAUAGUUUAGAAAAUUCACUAAAGUAUGAAUGAAUCUCUAAAACAAAUAGAUGACUAUAAAAUGAAAAUAAAGCUUUUUAAAUUUGAGGCAAGCUAACAAGAAAGAGAUAUUUCAAAUCAUUAUGAUAACAUCAUCUCAUAAAUGGAAAAUUAACCCUUCACAGAGAUUUUAAAAAAUUAUAAUGAGAAAUUAAGUUAAAUUUAAGAUAGCUUAAACUCCAUAAAUGCAUCAAAGAUAUCUGUUGUUUAAAUUGCUGAUAAAUCUGACUUACAAAAAAUAUAAAAAAUUUUAGAAAAUUCUAUUGUUUACUUAAGUGAUUAUGAGAUGGAUAUUUUUGAAAAACAAAUUUAUGAAGAAUACUUAAGUAUAUGUUCUUAAAUAUAAAUUAAAAAAUCAGAAAGGCCUCUAAGUUAUUAAAAUUCUAAUUCAAGUUACAUUUAGGAUUAGGUUAAGCACUAAAAAAAUAAUUCUUGUUAGUUAAACUAGUCAAAUGAUAUAACGAAACUAAUAAAACACUUUGGAGAAAGAAAGGAAUCUUAUGAAAGUUUUGAAAUAGCUAGCUAAAAUAGUUAUUUACUUAAGACGGAAUAGAGUGAUUGUGCCUCUACAAACUCUUUAAAAUAAUAAAAGCUAUUAGUAAAUCAUAUAAAUAGAAAUAAAACAAUAACUGAAUGUAAAUUUAUUCGUCCUCAAAAUAGUUAAAAUAGCAGCAGAUGCUUUGAAGUCUAAAAUACUUAAAGCAAAAGCUCCAACACAUCAAAUAGAUCCUUAUUAUCUAUUGAAUAGUAAUAGUAAUAAUAAUAUAAGAUAGAAAGUAAGAUUACUAAUGAAAAAUAAGAGAAUUAAUAAAAGUAAGAAAAUAUAAAUAAAAACAUAGUUUCAAAAUAAUAAGCACCCUACAUCAAUUUAGAAAAUAUAGAUAAAUAUAAAAGAAUUAAUUAUAAUAUGAAUCAAUCAAAUAACAGCAAUAAGUUAUAAAAAAGCUCUUCAAGCAUAGAAAAGAGGUUAGUUAAAAAGAAUAUUCCUUAAGUUAAUAUUGAUUUUAGAGUUUUAGGGACAAAUUUAACUAAUUCAUAUAAUAACUAAAAAUGA
This is a messenger RNA of Tetrahymena thermophila SB210, 1743 nucleotides long. RefSeq lists its product as hypothetical. Lineage: Eukaryota; Ciliophora; Oligohymenophorea; Hymenostomatida; Tetrahymenidae. The transcript has 4 exons. The record is from RefSeq and is a predicted model, not a curated record.